AUGGCAUACUCAGCUGAAAAGUAUCAAGCUAACAAGGAGGCGAUCGCUGCGGCGAAGCGACGCUACUACCAGAAGAAUCGUGAAAAAAUUCUCGCACGCCAGAAGACGUACGAUGAUCAGCAUCGCGACGAGAUCAAAGAUCGUCAAAAGAAA
Molecule: messenger RNA, 153 nt
Organism: Phytophthora sojae
Lineage: Eukaryota; Oomycota; Peronosporomycetes; Peronosporales; Peronosporaceae
Exons: 1
Source: RefSeq, a predicted model, not a curated record